Molecule: messenger RNA, 591 nt
Organism: Aspergillus melleus
Lineage: Eukaryota; Fungi; Ascomycota; Eurotiomycetes; Eurotiales; Aspergillaceae
Product: DUF4452 domain-containing protein
Exons: 2
Coding region: 1-591 (196 amino acids)
Source: RefSeq, a predicted model, not a curated record
AUGUCGACAUUCUUCUACGGUCAACAGCAGCAGCAGCACCCUCACCACGGCGCCACCGCACACAUGGCCUCGAACAACCACCACGGCGGUCGCUCUCGCAGAGGACCUAAGAUGGCCGCGCAAAACGCUCAGCGCCAGUUCCGAGGUGUCAAGAGCAUGAGAGAACUUGCUGAAGCCCCUGCCGUCUCUGCUUUCCGUGCUCGAUUCGAGGCUGGACGGUCAUUUGACCUGGACGACGACCUGGAGUUCUGCCCUGGGCUCUUGACGGAAGACGAUCUGCACUCAAUCCACUCCGCUUCUUCCGAUCGGUCUUCUCUCUCUAGCGGGUCUCCCGACACGUCUCCCCUUCAGCAUCAAAUCCAGCCCGUUCAGCAGGUCACGCCCUCCAUCUCCCUCUCCCCUGCUUCCAGCAACUCUUACGUUCAUUCGGGGGUGUCCGGCAACCUCAAUCACGUGAACUACCAGCAGCCGUCGGCGGCCCGUACUCGCAAGGUCAUCCCUAUUGUCAACCCUCAGACCGGGAUGACCCUGACCAGCCCGCCCACGUCCAUCUCGCCGGCCUCGAUGCAGCACGCUCAGCGUCGAUGGUGA